Molecule: messenger RNA, 1850 nt
Organism: Schistosoma turkestanicum
Lineage: Eukaryota; Metazoa; Platyhelminthes; Trematoda; Strigeidida; Schistosomatidae
Source: the annotation of a GenBank genome assembly
UUUAAGUUAGUUGUUUGAGUUAUCGGGUUGGUAGCGCGGUACAACACAGUUUCGCUUUCCCUGUCAUCUGUUGACAUGUCUUCUUUCCGUGCUGCAGGUUUGGUUGCACGGCAGCUGUUCAGUAAAAAUGUAUUUAACCAACCUGGACACCGAUGGCUAUCCACUUCAUCUGUUUUAAAAGCUGGAGCCCCAGAGUUCUCCAGCAUAUUAGAGGAACGUAUUUUGGGACAAGCACUACAAACUAACUUGGAGGAGACUGGACGUGUUUUAAGCAUCGGUGAUGGGAUCGCGCGCGUCUAUGGUCUGAAGAACAUUCAAGCAGAAGAGAUGGUUGAGUUUUCAUCUGGAUUGAAGGGUAUGGCUCUAAAUCUGGAACCUGACAAUGUUGGAGUGGUCGUUUUCGGGAAUGAUAAACUAAUCCGUGAAGGAGAUAUUGUCAAGCGUGCAGGGGCCAUUGUUGAUGUGCCUGUUGGUGAAGAACUACUUGGUCGGGUAGUCGACGCUUUAGGUAACCCAAUCGACGGAGCAGGUGCGAUCAAUACGAAGACAAGACAGCGUGUUGGAGUCAAAGCUCCCGGCAUCAUACCACGUAUUUCCGUUCGUGAACCUAUGCAAACUGGAAUUAAAGCUGUUGAUAGUCUCGUUCCCAUUGGACGUGGUCAGCGUGAACUGAUCAUUGGAGAUCGUCAGACAGGUAAAACAGCCAUUGCAGUUGACACUAUUAUCAAUCAAAAACGUUUCAACGAUGCCGCUGAUGAGAAGAAAAAGUUGUACUGUAUAUAUGUUGCUAUUGGACAAAAACGUUCAACAGUUGCACAACUGGUCAAACGUCUGACUGAUGCAGACGCCAUAAAAUACACAAUCAUUGUGUCUGCAACAGCAUCUGAUGCAGCUCCUCUUCAGUACUUGGCUCCAUACGCAGGGUGUGCAAUGGGUGAAUAUUUUCGUGACCAUGGAAAGCAUGCAUUAAUCAUUUAUGAUGAUUUGUCUAAACAGGCUGUUGCUUAUCGACAAAUGUCACUUCUGCUACGAAGGCCUCCGGGGAGAGAAGCCUACCCUGGUGAUGUAUUUUAUUUACACUCUCGCUUACUGGAGAGGGCUGCCAAAAUGAAUGAUACAUAUGGAGGUGGUUCAUUAACAGCUCUUCCAGUCAUUGAAACUCAAGCUGGUGAUGUGUCUGCCUACAUUCCAACUAACGUCAUCUCUAUAACUGAUGGGCAGAUUUUCUUGGAGACAGAAUUGUUCCAUAAGAGUAUAAGACCUGCUAUCAAUGUCGGUCUUUCUGUUAGCCGUGUUGGGUCUGCUGCACAAACUAAAGCUAUGAAACAAGUUGCUGGUCGCAUGAAACUAGAGCUAGCUCAGUAUCGAGAAGUAGCUGCUUUUGCUCAAUUUGGUUCUGAUUUAGACGCAUCAACUCAAUCGCUCUUAAAUCGUGGUGUUCGUUUAACGGAACUUUUGAAACAAAAUCAAUAUGCUCCUAUGGCAAUCGAACAACAGGUUGUUGUAAUAUACGCUGGUGUUAGGGGACAUUUGGAUAAGUUGGACCCAUCAAAAAUUGUCCACUUUGAGAAAGAUUUUCUGAAGUUUGUCCUAGCAAACCAUCAAGAUAUCCUAAAGACCAUUCGUGAAGAAGGAGAACUAAAACCAGCGACUGAUGAAAAACUGAAAAAGAUUGUAGUUGAUUUCUUGGCUGGGUAUCAAGCGUCUCCAUAGGUAACCAGAUAAAAUAUGCAACUGCGGUAGUAUCUUUUCAUAGGAUUGACAAGGUCAACAAUGUUAUUUGCAGAUUUCUGUCGCCAGUUGUUUGUACUUAGCCUUAAUAAUAAUUCUAAUUAAAUUAUCUUGAAAUC